This is a messenger RNA of Anopheles stephensi (Asian malaria mosquito), 2069 nucleotides long. Its product is annotated as probable ATP-dependent RNA helicase DDX55 homolog. The record is from RefSeq and is a predicted model, not a curated record. Gene Ontology annotation, cellular component: nucleolus. Lineage: Eukaryota; Metazoa; Arthropoda; Insecta; Diptera; Culicidae. Gene Ontology annotation, molecular function: ATP binding; RNA helicase activity; nucleic acid binding. The transcript has 2 exons. Bases 187 to 2025 code for a protein of 612 amino acids.
GCUUGGGCUACGCACCGGGCGGUCGGCCAUCUGUCAAAACCAACACCAGCAGCUGUCAAACGGGCUGUUUGGAAGUAAACAUGGGCAUGUGCUUCGUCGUUCGUUGAGGAAUCGUGUUGGGAAUAGUGCUUUUUUGUUUAGUAAUCGCAAUUAUAGCUAAAGCAGAACCAUUCGAUAGCGUAGAAAAUGCCUCGACCUAGUGCAAAAUGGAGCGAUUUAUCCCCAUCGCUAAGUGCGCCAGUGCUCGAGGUGAUUGAAGGGCUUGGAUUCGAUAGGAUGACGCCGGUGCAGGCCGCAACGAUUCCGCUUCUCAUGUCCUACAAAGACGUAGCUGCUGAGGCAGUGACGGGAUCCGGCAAAACGUUAGCAUUCCUCGUCCCUUUACUAGAGCUGUUGCUCAAAAGAAAGCGUAGCGAGGCGUGGAAAAAGCACGAAAUCGGUGCCGUUAUAGUUUCUCCCACGCGCGAAUUGGCCACCCAGAUACACGAAGUACUGUCCGAAUUUCUAAGCCACAAAGAGUUGGCCUGCUUUCGACAGAAAAUGGUGAUCGGGGGAAAUGCCGUGGAAGACGAUGUGCUGGCUAUCUUGCAAGAUGGUGUCAACAUUCUAGUGGCCACCCCUGGUCGACUGCAGGAUCUUUUCGAACGCAAGGGAGACGUAAAUCUGGCCGCCAAGGUGAAGAGCUUAGAGCUGCUCGUACUAGACGAAGCGGAUCGUUUGCUGGAUAUGGGGUUUGAGGCGACGAUCAACACGAUCCUCACGUACCUUCCGCGCCAGCGUCGUACCGGCUUGUUUUCCGCCACACAAACCAAGGAGGUUAGAGAUUUGAUGCGCGCUGGUUUGCGUAAUCCGGUGCUGGUUAGUGUCCGCGAAAAGGCCAGCACAAGUACGCCGAAAUUGCUGCAAAAUUACUACGCGAUCGUUGAGCCAGAGCAAAAGCUGGGGGCUUUACUGGAAUUCAUACGCACUAGGAACGUGAAGAAGGCGAUGAUGUUCUUUCCCACGUGUGCUUGCGUCGAGUAUUGGUCCGUCGCUUUGGCGGAGCUUGUAUCAUCGAUGCAGGUACUGGCCUUGCACGGAAAAAUGAAAUCGCAACGCUUUCGCACACUGAAGACGUUUCGGGAAGCGGAUAGCGCGUUGCUCCUGUGUACCGAUGUACUUGCCCGAGGUGUUGAUAUUCCCGAGGUGGAUUGGGUACUGCAGUGGGAACCACCAUCGAACGCAGCCGCAUUCGUUCAUCGUGUGGGUCGUACGGCACGCCAAGGAUCGGAAGGAAAUGCGCUCAUAAUGCUGCUUCCGACAGAGGAUGCUUAUGUGAAUUUUCUUACCCGUAAUCAAAAAGUUUCGCUGAAGGAAAUCGAGUUAAAGCUUCCCGAGCUAAAGCUAACCGAAAUCCUUCACACGCUGCAUCAGCUUCAGACGAAAGAUCGGGCCACAUUCGACAAAGCCAACCGAGCGUUUGUGUCGCACGUGCAGGCGUACAGUAAACACGAGUGCAACCUUAUCCUUCGCCUGAAGGACCUCGAUCUCGGCAAGGUGGCAACAAGCUACGGACUGCUGCAGCUACCGCGGAUGCCAGAAAUUAAGCCACAGUUUAAGGAGUCAUUCCGCGGUCCGGAGCAGACGGUGGACGUGUUCGCGCUGGCUUACAAGGAUAAGCAAAAGCAGGCCUCAUUCCAGGACAAGCUGAAAACGUACGCCGAAACAGGCGAAUGGAAGGGCAAAAAGAAACUUAUACGCAAGAAAUCGAUUCCCUGGGAGCUGGCCAACAAGGAGCGUGAGGAGCGCAAGGAGAUAAGGAAGAAACGGAGGGAAAAGAAACAAACACGAAAGGCCGCGAUCGAGGCGGGUGCUGUGGUGCCGGUGAAAAAGAAACGGCCCAAAUUUACCCAAGAAGAGCUCGACGAGCUGGCCAACGACAUACGGUUGUUGAAGAAGGUGAAAAAGAAGAAAAUCACCGAAGAGGAAUAUGCGGACGAGAUGGGUCUGAAGGACGGAGAGGAUGAUUUGAUGGACUCGGAAUAAAUUGAUCGCCGGAGUGGCGUGGUUAGUUUUAUGGCUAAAUCAAA